Antrostomus carolinensis (chuck-will's-widow) is the source of this 482-nucleotide messenger RNA. Its product is annotated as MOB kinase activator 1A-like. The transcript has 2 exons. Lineage: Eukaryota; Metazoa; Chordata; Aves; Caprimulgiformes; Caprimulgidae. The annotation marks the transcript as partial. The record is from RefSeq and is a predicted model, not a curated record.
GAUCUGUUCGUCCCAACAGCAGAAACGGGGACGGGCCGGCGUCACCGCGGUUAAAGUUGGCGGGUGACGUAGGAUCUGUUCGUCCCAACAGCAGAAAUGGGGACGGGCCGGUGUCACCACGGUUAAAGUUGGCGGGUGACAAGGGACAAUACGGGGAAUCUUUCUGGGAAGAGAAGGCUGUCGAAGGACUCACUGGAAAUGUUUUCUCUCUUGUCAGUGGGAGUCGAUCUUCGAAAACAUUCAAACCCAAGAAGAACAUUCCCGAGGGCUCCCACCAGUAUGAGCUCCUGAAACACGCGGAGGCGACGCUGGGCAGCGGGAACCUUCGGCAAGCGGUGAUGUUGCCGGAGGGAGAGGAUCUGAACGAGUGGAUCGCAGUCAACACCGUGGAUUUCUUCAACCAGAUUAACAUGCUGUACGGGACCAUCACAGAGUUCUGCACCGAGGCGAGCUGUCCGGUCAUGUCCGCGGGACCAAGGUAA